AUGGAAAGAGGAUUACUGAUUCAGGAUGGCCCUUUUGGAUCUUGUGAAAAUAAGUACUGUGGUUUGGGAAGGCAGUGUGUAAUCAGCAGAGAGUCGGGGCAAGCAGAAUGUGCCUGCAUUGAGCUUUGCAAACGGCACUACAAGCCUGUGUGUGGAUCUGAUGGACAAUUUUAUGAAAACCACUGUGAAGUACACAGAGCUGCCUGCCUGAAAAAACAAAAGAUUACCAUUGUUCACAAUGAAGACUGUUUCUUUCGAGGAGACAACUGCAAGACAGCUGAAUAUAGCAAGAUGAAAAGCAUACUUUUAAACUUACAAAAUCAGAAAUACAUUACACAAGAAAAUGAAAAUCUUAAAGGUGAUGACAUAUCUCGGAAGAAGCUUUUGGUGGAUCAAAUGUUUAAAUAUUUUGAUGCUGACAGCAACGGGCUUGUAGAAAUUAAUGAACUCACUCAGGUAAUAAAACAGGAAGAAUUUAGCAAGGAUCUAUCUGAUUGUACUUUGUAUGAUCUGCUGAAAUAUGAUGAUUUUAACUCUGACAAGCACCUGGCACUUGAAGAAUUUUAUAGAGCAUUCCAGGUUAUCCAAUUGAGUCUUCCUGAAGAUCAGAAACUAAGCAGUAUUGCAGUGACUGUGGGACAAAGUGCUGUUCUGAGCUGUGCCAUUCAAGGAGCCUUGAGACCCCCCAUCAUCUGGAAAAGGAACAAUAUUAUUCUAAAUAAUUUAGAUUUGGAAGACAUCAAUGAUUUUGGAGAUGACGGAUCCUUGUAUAUUACUAAAGUUACCACAACUCACAUGGGCAAUUACACCUGCUACGCAGAGGGCUAUGAACAUGUCUAUCAGACUCACAUCUUCCAAGUAAAUGUUCCUCCAGUCAUCCGGGUGUAUCCAGAGAGUCAAGCUAGAGAACCUGGGGUAACUGCAAGUCUCAGGUGCCAUGCAGAGGGCAUACCAAAUCCUCAGCUUGGCUGGCUGAAGAAUGGAAUUGAUAUUACACCAAAGCUAUCCAAGCAACUCACACUUCAAGCAAAUGGCAGUGAGGUUCACAUAAGCAAUGUGCGUUAUGAAGAUACGGGAGCAUACACUUGUAUUGCAAAGAAUGAAGCAGGAGUGGAUGAAGACAUCUCUUCUCUUUUUGUCGAAGAUUCUGCUAGAAAGACACUAGCUAACAUAUUAUGGAGAGAAGAAGGUCUGGGAAUUGGGAACAUGUUCUAUGUUUUUUAUGAAGAUGGAAUCAAAGUGAUACAACCCAUUGAAUGUGAAUUCCAGAGACAUAUUAAACCUAGUGAAAAGCUCCUUGGAUUUCAGGAUGAAGUCUGUCCUAAAGCUGAUGGAGAUGAAGUUCAGAAAUGCAUGUGGGCCUCAGCUGUUAAUGUCAAAGACAAAUUCAUAUAUGUUGCACAGCCAACUUUGGACAGAAUUCUUAUUGUCGAUGUGCAGUCCCAAAAAGUUGUUCAGGCAGUAAGCACAGACCCUGUCCCUGUUAAAUUGCACUAUGAUAAAUCACAUGACCAAGUGUGGGUGCUAAGCUGGGGUACCGUGGAAAAGACUUCACCAACAUUACAGGUAAUAACCCUAGCCAGUGGAAAUGUGCCUCACCACACGAUCCACACACAGCCAGUGGGAAAGCAAUUUGACAGAGUGGAUGAUUUUUUCAUUGCUACCACAACACUCAUCAUCAACCAUGUGAGGUUUGGAUUUAUUCUUCAUAAAGAUGAAGCUGCACUACAAAAAAUUGAUCUUGAAACCAUGUCGUAUAUCAAGACAAUUAACUUGAAGGACUAUAAGUGCAUUCCUCAAUCAUUAGCCUAUACACAUUUGGGAGGAUACUACUUUAUUGGCUGCAAGCCUGACAGCACUGGAGCAAUUCCACCACAGCUCAUGGUGGAUGGUGUUACUGACUCAGUCAUUGGAUUCAACAGUAAUGUAACAGGCAUUCCUUAUGUCUCCCCAGAUGGACAUUAUCUUGUCAGCAUUAAUGACGUGAAAGGUCUUGUGAGGGUCCAGUACAUCACCAUCAGAGGAGAAAUACAGGAGGCAUUUGAUAUUCACACAAAUCUGCACAUAUCUGAUGUGGCAUUUCAGCCAUCCUUUACUGAAGCCAAUCAGUACAACAUCUAUGGUAGUUCUAGCACACAAACUGAUGUGCUCUUUGUGGAGCUUGCAUCUGGAAAGGUUAAGAUGAUAAAAAGCCUUAAGGAACCACUCAAGGCAGAAGAAUGGCCUUGGAACCAGAAGAACAGGAAAAUCCAGGACAGUGGUUUGUUUGGUCAGUACCUGAUGACACCUUCCAAGGAUUCUCUCUUUAUCCUAGAUGGACGGCUCAAUAAGUUAAACUGUGAGAUCACUGAAGUUGAGAAAGGAAAUACUGUCAUUUGGGUUGGAGAUGCCUAG
Messenger RNA from Orycteropus afer afer, 2394 nucleotides. It is a transcript of the gene FSTL5, whose product is annotated as follistatin like 5. The record is from RefSeq and is a predicted model, not a curated record. The transcript is spliced from 14 exons. Gene Ontology annotation, molecular function: calcium ion binding; protein binding. Lineage: Eukaryota; Metazoa; Chordata; Mammalia; Tubulidentata; Orycteropodidae. The coding region runs from base 1 to 2394 and encodes 797 amino acids. Gene Ontology annotation, biological process: cell differentiation; multicellular organism development; regulation of BMP signaling pathway.